AUGGCUAAUUCGGGUGUAUUGCCGUUUGUUCGUGGUGUCGAUUUUACUAAAAAUGAUUUUAGUAAUAAUAAAUUUCCCAGUGCCGUACGUUUGAUGACACGCGUACAAUGGCUGAAUUUGGAUAAGACUCAAUUAAAAGAAAUACCCGAAGAAAUGGGUAACCUCUUGAAGCUGGAACAACUCUCAUUGAAGGACAAUGAGCUGGAAAAAUUGUUUGGCGAGUUAACCGAAUUAACCAGUUUGCGUUCGCUUAAUUUGCGUAGAAAUAACAUUAAAAGUAGUGGUGUCCCGCCAGAACUUUUUCAUUUGGAUGAGUUGACUACUCUGGAUUUAUCGCAUAACAAGUUGAAAGAGGUACCGGAAGGUUUAGAAAGAGCUAAAAGUUUGCUAGUUUUGAAUUUAAGUCACAAUCAAAUAGAGACAAUAGCUACUGCCUUAUUCAUUCAUUUAAAUGAUCUAUUGUUUUUGGAUUUGUCGCACAACAAAUUGGAAACUUUGCCGCCACAAACUCGACGUUUAGCGAAUUUACAAACCUUAAUAUUGGCAGAUAAUCCUUUGGAAUUGUUUCAAUUGCGUCAAUUGCCAUCUUUGCAAAAUCUUGAGGUCUUGAAUAUGCGCAACACUCAACGUACUCUUCAUAAUUUUCCGACUACCUUAGAUAGCUUGUCCAACUUGUCUGAAUUGGAUUUAUCGCAGAAUAGUUUACCAAAAGUACCAGACUGCGUUUACAAUUUGCGCAAUUUAAAGCGAUUAAAUCUUAGUGAUAACACUAUCACUGAAUUAAGUGCUAGUGUUGAGUUUUGGCAACAUUUGGAAGUUUUAAACCUCUCGCGUAAUGAAAUAGCUGUUUUACCUGCCGCUAUCUGCAAGUUAUUACAAUUAAGGAUAUUGUAUUUAAAUGAUAACUGCUUAGAUUUUGAUGGCAUACCCUCGGGUAUUGGGAAACUAGGUGCUUUAGAAGUUUUCUCAGCCUCCAACAAUAAGUUGGAAAUGAUACCGGAAAGCUUAUGCCGGUGUGGAUCAUUGAAAAAGUUAAAUCUGAGUUCAAAUCGUUUGAUUACACUGCCGGAUGCAAUACAUUUAUUAGAUAGCUUGGAUCAAUUGGAUUUACGGAAUAAUCCAGAUUUGAUGAUGCCGCCGAAACCUACCGAGGUUUCUAAAGGUGCAGGUGUUGAAUUCUACAAUAUAGAUUUUUCUUUACAAACGCAAUUAAGACUGGCUGGAGCUGCUGUCCCUCCAAGUGUCACCGCUACUUCUACUCCGAAGGAUUCUACAGCACGUAAGAUCCGGUUGCGUCGAGGACCACGCAAUGAUUCCGCACAGGACUCUGCUAAAAUAUUGAAAGGCAUGAAGGAUGUUGCGAAAGAUAAGGACGAGGCCGAAGCGAAUCGUGCGUGGGCAGCAGAGCUAAAUGAUGGUCGUCCGGAAUCAUUAAAACCGAAGCGUUGGGAUGAGUCUUUGGAAAAACCACAAUUAGAUUACUCGAAAUUCUUUGAAAAGGAAGAUGGCCAAAUUUCCGGUUUAACUAUUUGGGAAAUUGAAAACUUUCUACCCAAUAAGAUUGAAGAAGUAGCUCAUGGUAAAUUUUAUGAGGGUGACUGUUAUAUAGUGCUUAAAACUACCUGUGAUGAUUUGGGUCAACUGCAUUGGGAAAUCUAUUUUUGGAUUGGUAACGAAGCCACUUUGGAUAAACGUGCGUGCGCUGCCAUACACGCCGUGAAUUUGCGGAACUUCUUGGGAGCCCGUUGUAGAACGAUCAGAGAAGAACAGAAUGACGAGUCUGAGGAAUUUUUGGCUCUUUUCGAUACGGAAAUUACUUAUAUUGAAGGCGGUCGUACCGCUACCGGUUUUUAUACGGUAGAAGAUAUGCUAUACACUAUACGUUUAUAUCGCGUUCAUGCUGCUGGCGCUUCUGUGCACAUGGAGCCUGUCGCAGCUUGCCAGGAUUCUUUAGAUCCCCGCUUCUCAUUUAUGCUGGAUUGUAGCAUAAAAUUAUUUAUAUGGAUUGGGAGCCGUUCAAAGAAUACCUUGAACUCUAAAACGCGCUUAAUGGCAGAAAAAAUUAAUAAAACUGAACGCAAAAAUAAAUGCGAAAUCAUCAUGGAAAUGCAAGGUGAUGAAAGUUCAGAGUUUUGGGAAAAUUUAGGUGUUGAUCCUGAUGAGGGUUCCAAAUUGUCUAUCAAGGAACAUGUUGAAGAUAAGUUCGUACCAGCUAUACCACGUCUUUAUCAGGUUCAGCUUGGUUUGGGUUAUCUGGAAUUGCCUCAAGUCGAAAUUCCUGAACAAAAAUUGGUUAACACGUUGCUAGUCAGCAAGAAUGUUUACAUUUUGGAUUGUUACACAGACUUGUUCGUAUGGUUUGGUCAAAAAUCGACACGUUUAGUGCGUGCUGCAGCCAUUAAGCUUUCACGUGAACUGUUUACCAUGAUUGACCGGCCCCCGUACGCUAUGGUUACCCGUUUACAAGAGGGCACUGAAACCCAAAUCUUCAAAUGCAAAUUUAUCGGUUGGGAUGAAGUGAUGGCCGUAGAUUUUACACGCACUGCUACUUCCGUAGCAAAGACUGGAGCUGAUUUAAAUAAAUGGGCUAAACAGCAAGAAACGCGGGCAGAUUUGGCUGCUUUGUUUAUGCCUCGUCAACAAUCCAUGCCACUAAGUGAAGCAGAGCAGUUAGAGGAAGAUUGGAAUUACGAUUUAGAGGCUAUGGAAGCUUUCGUUUUGGAAGGCAAAAAAUUUGUCCGUUUACCUGAAGAAGAAUUAGGGCAUUUUUAUACCGGCGAAUGUUAUGUGUUUUUAUGUCGCUACUGCAUUCCUUUGGAUGAUGACGAAGAUGCCGCCGUUGAAGUAAAUGAUAAUAAGCCGCCACCCGAAGAUGAAAUUGAAUGUGUAGUUUAUUUUUGGCAAGGACGCAAUGCGGGUAACAUGGGUUGGCUGACAUUUACGUUUACUUUGCAAAAGAAAUUCAAAGCUAUGUUCGGCGAAGAAUUAGAAGUGGUACGCAUACCGCAACAACAGGAAAACCUAAAAUUUUUAGCUCAUUUCAAACGUAAAUUUAUAAUACACACUGGUAAACGCAAAGAUCGAUCUAAAACGGCAGACGGCAAAGCGGCUGUGGAAUUCUUCCAUUUGCGUUCAAAUGGUGGUGCCUUGUGUGCACGCUUGAUUCAAAUCCAAGCGGAUGCUUCAUUCUUGAAUUCGGCUUUUUGUUACAUACUCUACGUACCUUUCGAGACUGAGGAGGAAUCCCAAUCGGGUAUUGUAUAUGUAUGGUUAGGUUCAAAAGCAUGCCAUGAGGAAGCCAAAUUGAUUCAAGAAAUUGCUGAGGAAAUGUUUAAUAGUCCCUGGGUUAGCUUACAGAUACUUAAUGAAGGUGAAGAGCCUGAGAAUUUUUUCUGGGUUGCUUUAGGUGGCCGAAAACCAUACGAUACCGAUGCCGAUUAUAUGAAUUAUACGCGUUUAUUUAGAUGCUCGAACGAGAAAGGUUACUUUACAGUAGCUGAGAAAUGUACAGACUUCUGUCAAGACGAUUUAGCAGACGAUGAUAUUAUGAUACUUGAUAAUGGUGAACAAGUAUUCCUUUGGCUGGGUUCGCGAUGCAGUGAAGUUGAAAUUAAAUUGGCUUACAAGUCAGCACAAGUCUAUAUCCAACAUAUGCGUAUUAAGCAGCCGGAAAGACCACGCAAGUUAUUUUUAACGCUCAAAAAUAAAGAGUCUAAACGCUUCACAAAAUGUUUUCACGGCUGGAGUGCUCAUAAAACACCUCCAGAGUGAAUUGUUUCACACACAUAACAGCGACAUUUUCAAUAACCAUGACUUUAAUAAAUUAAGAAAAAUAUUUUAACGAUUUCAAAACUGUCUCGUUUAAAGUGCAUCGUGCUUUUUGAUAGACGAAGUAUUCAAAAUUAAAUGUGCUUCAUUUUAAUUAAGGUAACAGUUUUUAAAAUAUUUAUUUAUUAUUAUUUUUAUAUAUCAAUAAUAGCAACGACCUUUUACAUUACAAUGAAAUCAUAAAAAUAUAACUUUAUAUGUGUGCCGUCAAGCAUAAUAGAAAAGCAA
Molecule: messenger RNA, 4056 nt
Organism: Glossina fuscipes
Lineage: Eukaryota; Metazoa; Arthropoda; Insecta; Diptera; Glossinidae
Gene: fliI
Product: protein flightless-1
Exons: 6
Coding region: 1-3771 (1256 amino acids)
Biological process (GO): actin filament severing; barbed-end actin filament capping; actin polymerization or depolymerization
Cellular component (GO): nucleus; actin cytoskeleton; cytoplasm
Molecular function (GO): actin filament binding; phosphatidylinositol-4,5-bisphosphate binding
Source: RefSeq, a predicted model, not a curated record